GCGACGUUCAACUUAACUUCUGAAGUUGGAACGACACUAUUCUAAACCAUAGUUCUGAAGGAAGAGGCAAGUGUAAUGACGAAAGAUGGAUGAAGAUGUUUAUGAAGUCCGGGAGCAGAAUGAGUACCGCUACCUGGUGCAGGAGGAGGACGCGGAGGUGCAGUACUGCAGGCGCACCUAUGUGAGCCCCUUCCUGCUGCUCUCUCGCAGGUGCCUCUUCCUCAUUGGCUGUGGGGUGCUCUCCCUGCUGGUACUUGCGGGGUACCUGGCCUAUGUGGCCCAAACGCCGCUGCAUGGCCUCGCCAGGGUCCACACCGACUGCGGGGAGCUGCAGGGCCUCAAGAAGGGCCAGGCCUACGCCUUCAAAGGGAUCCCUUACGCCGAGCCUCCAGUCGGCGAGCGCAGGUGGAGGCCUCCAGCUGACCUCCAGGGGCCGCUCUGCUGGAAAGGGCUGUACGAUGCCACCCGCCCGCGGCACGCCUGCGCCCAGGUGCAGCCCCUGGAGCAGACGGGACAGGUGAUGGGAGAGGAGGACUGCCUGCACCUGAAUGUAUGGACCCCCACCCUGGAGGCCGAGGCCCGGCUGCCCGUCAUGGUGUGGGUCCACGGGGGGUACCUGCACAUGCUGAGCGGCCUGGAGAAGGGAUAUUCCCCUACCGAGGAGCUGGCAGCCCAGACCGGCCUGGUCUACGUCAGCUUCAACUACCGGCUCAACGCCUUCGGGUUCCUGGCCCUGGAGCUACUUCGCCAGGGUUCCCCUAGCAACACUUCUGGGAAUUAUGGCUUCAUGGACCAGAUAUCCGCACUUCGUUGGGUUCAGAGAAACAUCCAUGUAUUUGGAGGAGACCCUGGAAGAGUCACUAUAUUUGGGCAAAGCUCAGGGGGAACCUCUGUGUGGACCCUGAUGACGUCACCGCUGGCUAAGGGCCUCUUCCACAGGGCCAUUGAUAUGAGUGGCUCGUACAUCUACAGUGGCUCCCUGGAGAGCGCUGAGAAAGACAACCUGAUCUUCCUCAAUAUGUCUGGCUGCCAGGACCUUGCAUGUCUGCAUAAACUCUCCAAGACUCAAAUCCUUCAGGCAAUUCCAUGGAAGGAAUACCCUAGUUGGGCAGGAGGGGAUUUAACAGACUUGCCAACAAAGGGCGGGUUUGUUGGGCCGGUGGCUGUAGUAGACGGACAUGUUCUGCUGGACACACCAUUCAACACCUGGGAAUCAGGAUCUGGCUACAGUGAUGUUCCCUUUGUAGUUGGUACAACGGAACAGGAAGCCGACUUCAGCCCAACUUAUGAAAACAUCUCAACAUGGAUUUGGGAUGACUAUCGCUGGUUUGUGACAGAGAAAUUGAGUCCAUUUGAUGCCAGUCUACCGAAAGAGGCCUUGGAGCUGUACCCCACUUCUGACUGGUGUCCCACCAAUGACCGCUGUCCAGAGAGGCAAUACACCACCAUGGUCUCAGACCUGAGAGUGACCUGUCCCAACAACGACCUGGCCAGCAGAGCUGCAAGGGCCUUGAGGAGCCCGGUGUACCGUUAUGUAGUCACUCACACGCCCUCCAAAGAAGCCAACACCUCCCCGCUCAUUCCCUUCUCUGCGCGCUUCUCCUUCCAUGGGCUGGACAUCCUGGCCUUCUUCAGGGGUUUAAGGGGUGAGCUGGGCCAGAUGAGCCCAGCUGACCAGAGCUUCCAGGACAUCAUCACCACCAACUUUGUUGACUUCGCCAAAACAGGAAAGAUGCCGGACACUUGGCCCCAGUACCCUUCACACAUGGCUCUCCUCUCCAGCAACUUCACAGUCAUCCAGAACUACUCCUCUGCCCGCUGCAUCCUGUGGGAGGAAAAGGGCUUCUUUCCCUAUGCAUGGGCCAACUGAGCAAGCCACAAACACCCAACACAAAGACCAAAGACCACCCACGCAUGGGCCAACUGAGCAAGCCACAAACACCCAGCACAAAGACCAAAGACCACCCACGCAUGGGCCAACUGAGCAAGCCACAAACACCCAGCACAAAGACCAAAGACCACCCACGCAUGGGCCAACUGAGCAAGCCACAAACACCCAGCACAAAGACCAAAGACCUCCCACGCAUGGGCCAACUGAGCAAGCCACAAACACCCAGCACAAAGACCAAAGACCACCCACGCAUGGGCCAACUGAGCAAGCCACAAACACCCAGCACAAAGACCAAAGACCUCCCACGCAUGGGCCAACUGAGCAAGCCACAAACACCCAGCACAAAGACCAAAGACCACCCACGCAUGGGCCAACUGAGCAAGCCACAAACACCCAGCACAAAGACCAAAGACCACCUACGCAUGGGCCAACUGAGCAAGCCGCAAACACCCAGCACAAACACCCAGCACAAACACCCAGCACAAACACCCAGCACAAACACCCAGCACAAACACCCAGCACAAACACCAAAGAUGGAUGCUUUUAGAGAUUUAAGUGAAUACAGGUAUGUGAAUGGAUGAGCUGGUUUAAAUUUGUAUUUACACAGAGGGAAAACUUACAACUGCUUCAUUUUAAAUAUAUUGUGUGUUUACAAACAAACAGGACCGGUGAAUUUGUGGCCAAAUGUUUUGUAGCUUUCGUAUUUUGCUUUUUAUAUCAUAAAAGAAUGUGAGCACGCACCCACAAGAUGUCAAGAUGAAUCACACGAUGAUUCAUGAUGAUCUGACACAUAACUGAUUUGAAUUGGUUAUGUAUGAAGGUGUUUUACCGAAAAAUGUAAAAAUGUCAAGAAAAUAUUUUGUCAUAUAAUUUGUCCAUGUCUAGAUCAAUGAAAUCAUUCACCAGCCAAAAAUAAACAUAAAAAUCCUUACUAGAA
Messenger RNA from Conger conger (European conger), 2828 nucleotides. Its product is annotated as para-nitrobenzyl esterase. The transcript is spliced from 9 exons. The record is from RefSeq and is a predicted model, not a curated record. The coding region runs from base 86 to 1870 and encodes 594 amino acids. NCBI's taxonomy places the organism in Eukaryota, Metazoa, Chordata, Actinopteri, Anguilliformes, Congridae.